AUGGGAAUGCUGCUCAUCAUCUGCAUGUGGGCAGCUUUCUCGUGCCCAGAGACAGCAAAUGCCCAACAGCAGCUCCCCCUCCUGACAUUCACAGACACGCGGGAUCUGCAGCUCUUGCACUUCUGGCUCUUCCUGGCCAUCUACCUGGCUGCCCUCGUGGGCAAUGGCCUCAUCAUCCCUGCCAUAGCCUGUGACCACCACCUCCACACCCCCAUGUACUUCUUCCUCCUCAACCUCUCCCUCCUCGACCUUGGCUCCAUCUCUACCACUGUCCCCAAAUCUAUGGUCAAUUCUUUCUGGAACACCAGGGACAAUUCCUACUGGGGUUGUGCUGCCCAGGUUUUCUUUGUAUUUUUCUUGUUUGGUGCAGAGUAUUCUCUUCUCACCAUCAUGGCCUAUGACCGCUAUGUUGCCAUCUGCAAACCCCUGCAGUACGGGACCCUCCUGGGCAGCAGAGCUUGUGUCCACUUGGCAGCAGCUGCCUGGGGCAGUGGGUUUCUGCAUGCUCUCCUGCACACUGCCAACACAUUUUCCAUACCGCUUUGUCAAGGCAAUGCUUUUGACCAGUUCUUCUGCGAAGUACCACAGAUCCUCAAGCUCUCCUGCUCACACUCCUACCUCAGGGAAGCUGCGCUUCUUGCUUUUAGUGCUUUUCCUUUUUUAGGAUGUUUUGUUUUCAUCGUGGUGUCCUAUGUGCAGAUCUUCAGGGUUGUGCUGAGGAUCCCCUCCGAGGAGGGACGGCACAAAGCCUUUUCCACGUGCCUCCCUCACCUGGCUGUGGUUUCACUGUUUAUCAGCACUUCACUUUAUGCCUACUUUAAGCCCCCCUCCAUCUCUUCCCCAUCCAUCGAUCUGGUGAUCGCUGUUGUGUACUUAGUGGUACCUCCAGCACUGAACCCCCUCAUCUACAGCAUGAGGAACAAGGAGCUCAAGGGUGCUCUGGUGAUACUGAUGACUGGAUUUUUUCAGCAGCCAUAG
Opisthocomus hoazin is the source of this 978-nucleotide messenger RNA. The record is from RefSeq and is a predicted model, not a curated record. Lineage: Eukaryota; Metazoa; Chordata; Aves; Opisthocomiformes; Opisthocomidae.